AUGACGUUCUUCAUUUGUGCUGUUUAUCUGUUUUGUGGUAAAUGGAAGAAAACAAAUCCACUCUCUUGUUUGUCUUUUCAGGCUCGGAUAGCAUUUUUACAAGGAGAAAGAAAGGGUCAGGAAAAUUUGAAGAAAGAUUUAGUAAGAAGAAUAAAAAUGUUAGAAUAUGCAUUAAAACAAGAAAGGGCAAAAUAUCAUAAAUUAAAAUAUGGCACAGAACUGAACCAAGGUGACUUGAAAAUGCCAACUUUUGAAUCAGAAGAAACCAAAGAGACAGAGGUUCCUACAGUACCUCAAAAUAGUCAACUGACCUGGAAGCAAGGCAGACAGUUAUUAAGACAAUAUCUUCAGGAAGUCGGUUACACGGACACAAUAUUGGAUGUACGGUCCCAGAGGGUAAGAUCUUUACUUGGGCUCUCCAGUUCAGAACCAAAUGGUUCAGUGGAGACAAAGAACUUAGAACAGAUCCUUAAUGGAGGUGAAUCUCCUUCAUCUAAGCAAAAGGGACAGGAAAUCAAAAGGAACUCUGGUGAUGUUCUUGAAACAUUUAACUUCUUAGAAAAUGCAGAUGAUAGUGAUGAAGAAGAGGAGAGUGACAUGAUAGAAGAUAUUGCAGAAGGAAAGGAAAAACAUCGGAUAAAUAAAAAACACAAAAUUGGUAAUGAAGGUCUAGCUGCUGACCUUACUGAUGACCCUGAUACUGAAGAAGCUCUGAAAGAGUUUGAUUUUUUAGUGACAGCAGAAGAUGGAGAGGGAGCUGGAGAAGCACGAAGUUCAGGGGAUGGAACAGAAUGGGACAAAGAUGACCUGUCCCCAACUGCUGAGGUUUGGGAUGUAGACCAGGGACUAAUAAGUAAACUGAAGGAACAGUACAAGAAGGAACGAAAGGGGAAGAAAGGGGUAAAGAGGGUCAACAGGACAAAACUUCACGACAUGAUAGCUGAUCUGGGCGAUGAUGAGCUACCCCACAUCCCUUCAGGAAUCAUUAAUCAAUCUAGGUCACCCUCUUCUAGAAUGACUGAUCAUGAAGGUGCAAGAGCAGAGGAAGCUGAGCCAAUAACGUUUCCAUCUGGAGGAGGCAAGUCUUUUAUUAUGGGUUCUGAUGAUGUUUUGUUAAGUGUACUGGGCCUUGGAGACCUUGCAGACUUGACAGUAACAAAUGAUGCAGACUAUAGUUAUGAUCUGCCUGCCAAUAAAGAUGCCUUCCGGAAGACAUGGAAUCCUAAAUACACGCUGCGCAGUCAUUUUGAUGGAGUGCGGGCAUUAGCUUUUCAUCCUGUAGAGCCUGUGCUGGUUACAGCCUCUGAGGACCAUACUCUAAAACUCUGGAACUUGCAGAAAACAGUUCCUGCCAAAAAGAGUGCCUCUUUAGACGUAGAACCUAUCUACACAUUUAGGGCCCACAUUGGACCUGUAUUGUCUUUGGCAAUUAGUUCUAAUGGAGAACAGUGUUUUAGUGGUGGCAUUGAUGCAACCAUCCAGUGGUGGAAUAUGCCUAGUCCUAAUGUAGAUCCAUAUGAUACAUAUGAGCCAAAUGUUCUAGCUGGCACAUUAUUUGGUCACACAGAUGCAGUCUGGGGUCUUGCUUACAGCGGUAUAAAAAAUCAUUUACUAUCUUGCUCAGCAGAUGGCACUAUUAGAUUAUGGAAUCCACCAGAAAAAUUGCCAUGUAUUUGCACUUACAAUGGAGAAAAGGAGCAUGGAAUACCUACAUCAGUUGACUUUAUAGGUUGUGAUCCUGCUCACAUGGUGGCAUCUUUUAGCACUGGCAACACAGUCAUUUAUGAUUUAGAAACAUCCCAUUCAGUGGUAACAGUUUCAUCACAGGUAGACUCUGGUUUACAAUCAAAUAAUCAUAUUAACAGGGUAGUAAGUCAUCCCACGCUUCCUGUAACCAUUACAGCUCAUGAAGAUAGACACAUCAAAUUUUUUGACAAUAAAACGGGUAAAAUGAUCCAUUCUAUGGUUGCUCACUUGGAUGCUGUCACAAGUCUAGCAGUAGAUCCUAAUGGAAUCUAUUUGAUGUCUGGAAGCCAUGACUGUUCCAUUAGAUUAUGGAAUUUAGACAGCAAGACGUGUGUACAAGAAAUAACAGCCCAUAGGAAAAAGUUGGAUGAAUCAAUUUAUGAUGUAGCAUUUCAUCCAUCAAAAGCAUAUAUUGCCAGUGCAGGAGCUGAUGCCCUUGCCAAAGUGUUUGUGUGACAUAGCAAAACAAACCUGCAGUAUAAUAGCAGGUCUGCUUGGACAAAAAAGAGGGAAUGCGUCACUGCCAUCAAUGAUAAAGGUUACCGAUAAGACACUACAUUUGAUCUGCCUGGGCAAAGGCUGUAUGUGGGGCAGGUAUAAGUUGGUGAAAAGUCACCACAUCUUGAAUAAUGUCAGGCUCAUUCAUUUAACUGUAAUUACUGUAUUUUUGAGGAAAAAAAAAAAGACAACCAGUAUUUGUAGCCUUGACUGGAUAUGAACUGAGCGUAUGUCUGUUCUUUAGGUGUCUUUAAGCGAACGUGGAGUCUGAUCUUACAAAAGACUUUUAUUUUGGACUCUGCGUGCUGCCUUAGGGUUAGGAAUGUGGUGCUCUUGUGGGGGGAAGUGAGCUCCAAGAGUAGCUUUCUUUUCAUCUCUUAGUGAUCAUCUGUUUAUCAGUUGAAUGCCACAGAUUCCCCUUUUAAACUUUUAUUUUGCUUUAAAGAAAAGGAAAUUUAACUUAAAAUAUUUUAGCAUUAGUUGCACAAAAUGUUUGGAUAAAAUUCUAGUUUUUAUAAGUCUUUUUAUAUAUUUAGCCUGUCACAACAGUGCUCAAGAUUGUAUCAAUAAUGUUUUUUCUGCAUUAUAGAACCCUAAAACACAGAGAUCUCACUGACCCGCUGCUGUGUAACCACACUCUUCCCUUCUUUUGCCUAAUACAGCUCAGCUAAGUCCUUUCAUAAGGAUGCUAAUUCAUCAUCAUCACAUAACUGUCUUCAUAAAUAUAGGACUGUAAAGAAAUGUGUUUAAAUGAAACACAGAGGGGUUUAACACCCUUCAAUGAACUCUUUAAAAAUUAAUCUUGGCAUCCUAUCACUAUGUGAUAUUUUGUACAUCUUACUGUAUUUACGAGUUUAUUUAUCAAGGAUUACCCAUCUUGCUAAUGGCCUAUUGUUAUUUAUUUCACUUUUUGUUGGUCUUUAUAUCCUUUUAUGUAGUGUGUUAAAGGGCCCUGUAUAUCUAUUAUGGCACUCAUUGAACAGUCUAAAAUAGACUAAAAUGGGACAUUUCAUAGUUCUAAAAUUACAAACCAAGGGUUUUUUUCCAGUUAAAUACCUGGAGUGAAAUUGAUUCCAGAAAAACAAUCUUGUUUCAAAACUUUUGGAGUGAAAAAUAUUUUUAUUUGCGUUUCAAAUAGAAUACAAAGGUAGUGGAUUCAAGAUUCAUAAAUCUGCUGUGUUUGGACUAGUUACUCCCUGCUUUUAUUUUUUUCCAGAUGUGCUUCAGUUUAUGGUGUAACUAAAGAUUUUGUUUGUGUAAUGCAUGAUUAAGACAAUAAAGUAUUUUUUCUAGUCUUCCACAAAACUUUUCUGAUCAGUUUGCAAGUUUUGAUGAGUUUUGUAAGGUUUCUGUUUUACAAACUAUGAAUCAGCAAAUUUUUAAGAUUGUACCACAUAGCAAAAGUACAGCUGUUGAAAAAUAAUGUAUAUAAAAUGCAUAUAAUAAAUAUUAAAUGGUGUACCUGUAUGUUACUGUUGGCUACAUUAUUUUGUGUUGCAGUUUAAAAGUGUCAUUCUACAAGUUACCAAAUUAAGAAAUGAAGAAUCAAAUUCUAUUUAAAUUGCCACUAUUUUUGAUGUUUAAAUAAACUGCAUUUAAAAUGUGUGAAUGUCAGGAUUUGAGCAAAUUGUUCAGUUACUAGCAGUGGCUGUCCAUAUAAGAACAUGUCUCCAUGCUAUAUUUAAAAUAGGUUUCUGUUUGGAAUCAUUUAAAAAAAUAUUCAGAAAUUCUUUGAAUAUUUUCAGAAUAGCUAUCCGUGAUCUUCUAUUGUUUCAUUAGAUGAACUGAUAUCCAUAUGGAAUUGGGAGUUGAAUAGGUACCCAGGUUUUAUUUCCAGCCCUGUCACUGCCUCAUUGCAUUGACUUUUGGGAAAUUCAGCUAAAUUGAGUUCCCCAAUUUUGCUAUUCGUAAAGCAGAUGUGUUCACCUUUGUCCAUUUACUCGGGAUCUUUCGUUGAAGGGUGCACUUAAAGUACAGAUUCAGCUUCUACCAAACAGAUGAGCUGAUCAUUGAGCAACCUCUGUAAUGGCUCUUUUUGUUAAAAAUAUCAGCAGAAUAGAGAUUAAGAAUGAAUGUUGCAAUAUGGUCUUUUACUUUUUCCUGCAAUAAUAACAUAUUACUGAAGUACAAAUUACACUUUGAAGCCUUUAGAAAAUGUUCUUAUGUGGUGCCAACUGUGGUUCCAUAGGAUUCAUCCAAUUUAACAAUGAGUAAGGGUAUCUUGUUCCAUCUCAAAUCAAGCAAAUUUGAUGAAAAAUGAGGAGAAACUGUGCCAUGGCCAGCAGUAUAAUGCAAUCAUAUUCUGAAAUUAAUUUUGUUUUUAGUAGUAAUGUCAUAUUGUUUGAAUGUGCUGCAAUUAAUUAUAUUGUGUUUGGAAUUGGAGAAUUUUUUCCUUGACCAUCAAGAUUAAGGUGAGGCUUUCAGUAAUUGCUUGUAGGACACUAAGACUUUUUUUUUAAGUAACAUUCAGCUAAUUUGCACUUUUGUUCCUUCCAGUCUAAAGCAUUCAACUAAUCAACAGACAAGAGAGUGUUGUUUGAAUUUUAUUGGAAGUAAUUUCAUAAUUGCCUUUUCUGACACCAAACAUUGUUUCUGGCAGCUUUUCCAGACUGCUGCAUUUUUAUGCUUAAAUGAAAUGUGAUUGUUUAAUAAACAUUGCCAUGCAUUAACAUUUA
Gavialis gangeticus (Gharial) is the source of this 4919-nucleotide messenger RNA. RefSeq names its product striatin 3 (gene STRN3). Bases 1 to 2202 code for a protein of 733 amino acids. Lineage: Eukaryota; Metazoa; Chordata; Crocodylia; Gavialidae. Gene Ontology annotation, molecular function: protein phosphatase 2A binding; armadillo repeat domain binding; calmodulin binding. The transcript has 18 exons. Gene Ontology annotation, cellular component: dendrite. The record is from RefSeq and is a predicted model, not a curated record.